This is a messenger RNA of Rhodamnia argentea, 1682 nucleotides long. RefSeq names its product zinc finger CCCH domain-containing protein 62. The record is from RefSeq and is a predicted model, not a curated record. NCBI's taxonomy places the organism in Eukaryota, Viridiplantae, Streptophyta, Magnoliopsida, Myrtales, Myrtaceae. Bases 83 to 1540 code for a protein of 485 amino acids. The transcript has 9 exons. Gene Ontology annotation, molecular function: metal ion binding.
CAAAAAUAAGAAAUUGGAGAAAAUUACGCUAUAAAUUCUGAGAUUGGGCAAAAGCACCUGGGAGACAAAGCAAAACUCAUUCAUGGCGAUCUCAGGGCAACACUCGUCGAUGGAAUACCAAAUCUACGAUACCGACGAAGAGGAAGAAGAAGAGUGUCAUAGCGAUUCCGACUCAGACUAUGACCCGGACGAUUCGGACGACGCCGAUCGGAACGGCGGUAUUCUGGCCGACGCUCACUCUAAGUUCUCGGAGCUCUCGAUCAAGAACGCAGAGAAAUCUCGAAUCCGAAAAAAUGUUGAUUUUAAUGACGAUGCUGACCAGCCUCAGCACGAGGCGAGCUUUAUGGCGAUUGAUGAGGAAGAUGAUGAUAGCUCAAAGACGGUUCUGCGGCUCAUAUAUGCUGGGCAACUUGAGAAACUGAAAGUGGAGCAGUGUAAAGCUUAUCUGAGGAAGAAUGGUUUGAGGUUGACGGGAAACAAGGAGACACUCAUUCAGCGGAUCAAGGAACAUAUAGAGAUAGUCACCGGUAAGGGGGCGGAGAAGUAUCCAGUGUCUAGUUUUGUAUUGAAGUGCAAAGGCGAUGCAUGCACAGGCGAUGUUGUCAUGUUUGAACAGAAUGUCUAUGAACUAUUUAACAUAGCAUCUCGGAGUGCCAGUGGUCCUUCAUGUGGAAAGAGAAUUGUAGCAGGCCGUAUACUCAAAGAAAGCUAUGGUGCUGCUAAGCAACAGCACACUUUCACUAUAGAGGUUCUCUGGAGCAAAGGAGAGAAACCACUCCCUCCCCUUCAUCCCCUGCUUAUCAAGGGCCGAAAUCUUUACCGUUACAACACUAUGAGACAGAGAUGGGAAGAUGAAGGAGAGAGGACCAAAGCAUUGAUGGAAAAGCAUUCAAGGGGCUCAUUAGCAAGGUCCCAUAGGGAAGCCCGACUACAAGAGAAGGAAAGGAGGAAACUUUUAAGGGAAAUCAGGGCUUCCAGAAAACAGAACACUAAGAAGAACCGGGCUCUGCCAAUGUCAAUCUCAACCUCAAAAACAGGUACUGAAGCGGGGCAAUUAAGAGGAUCAUCUAUUGCCAGUAUUGGGCAGCCAAUAGUUCGGCCUAUACAGGUGAGUGGUGACCAGUUUCAAGAGAAACGUGGGGACUCACAGCACCGGGGGAAAAGUUUGAGCUCUAUGAACAGAACUAAGCAUGAACUUUGGCAUUCUGGGACUGAUGCUAAUUUGGGCAAUCAGAGACCUAAUCGUAAUUAUUCAAAUACAAAUGGAGCAAUGCAAAUACAACGCCCGCAAAGUAGCAAUGGAGAGAGUAGCUUCUGUAUGGAGCCAAAUUCUGGUCACGAAGGUUUGACUGCAUUCACGUUAGCGCACUGGGUACAUGAGAGGCGGCCAUUGGCAAUUAUGAAUCAACAUCCAAGGAACUUCGUGGGAGGAACUGAGCAAGGCCUCAGGAAGCCACGACGCUGCCGCUACUUUGAACAAGGAAGAUGCUAUUUUGGGGACAACUGCAAGUUUUUGCAUGAGCAUGGAGAACAUGUGUAAAGGUUUUAAGGGAAAAGAGGAAAGAUUAUUUUUUGGUUUCCAAGCCAACUUGGAAACUGUAGAGCAGCUCAGAAUUUGUAAAAUCAGUUUUCUUUCCAAGCACAUUCUCUGCAGCAAACCGUGUUUGAGAUUGACUUGAAAA